AUGCCAACAGGGACCAGCAGCUGCCUCGCAUUGGCCCAGCCCAGCCCGGCCAGUUGGGCAUUUACGGCCCGGGGCACAGAAGAGGCUUAUCUGUACCCGCGUCUGCCAUCGUUGCUCCGGCCGCCCCAUCCGUCCACUCCGCCUGACUCAACGCUCGCUUGCCACCUCGCCGAGGCCGGCCGAGGGGCGUCGACUCCAAUUAAUUAUCUCGAUUGCCUUCUCGGAGGAAAGCUAUGUGUUUUCGCGAGGCCGGCCGCAAUGGUAUUUGACCGCUGGGCAAUUUGCAAAUCCUCUUGUCACUUGAAUAGGUUAAAUGAAGGACCGCGGCCCGAGCGGAAUAUGUCAGGCGAGCCCGUGAUUAAUGCGCCUACCUCGAAGCACGUAAACGUAUAUAGGCUCUCCCACCGACAAGAUUCUGGCAAUGGGACAUGGUUAAGUAAGCAGGAGGUAAGAAAGCAGCGUUUGCGGGAAAAAGCGAUUCCGAGAGAGGCGAGUUUGACUAUCCGUUUUGCUAGAAUGGAUAAGACGUGGGGCAAGCCUGUGAUGAAUCAACAAACAAAUGCACUUACGCGCCCAUGGCCAAAAGAUGUACGACCUAGCGAGGGGAUGGGGAUAAAGACAGUUUUCAAACAAACUCUGACACUUUCUUUGGUUAUGCCCUCUUCUAGAGAGAACUGUGACACGGCCAUUGCAAGAUUAAGUGCUCCUGUUGUUGAUCUUAUCUUGGUAGACCUGUCGGCCGAUCCACCAAAGAUUAGCGGAUCCCAAAAAUGCCUCUAA
This is a messenger RNA of Protopolystoma xenopodis, 780 nucleotides long. NCBI's taxonomy places the organism in Eukaryota, Metazoa, Platyhelminthes, Monogenea, Polystomatidea, Polystomatidae. The record is from the annotation of a GenBank genome assembly.